Molecule: messenger RNA, 1710 nt
Organism: Aricia agestis (brown argus)
Lineage: Eukaryota; Metazoa; Arthropoda; Insecta; Lepidoptera; Lycaenidae
Exons: 7
Coding region: 167-1684 (505 amino acids)
Source: RefSeq, a predicted model, not a curated record
AUGACGCAGAUUGUUUUGUAAAAAAUUAUAAAUAAAAAUAUCUGUUUUUCCUUUACGCAAAAUUAUAAUCAAUUUUAUACCGUACUCUCAAUCUGAGUGGAAAAUUUUGGUUAACCGCAUACGACAAGGACUACGUACAUUUUCAUGUUCCGUAACUAUUUGCAAAAUGUUACGAUAUCGUAGUAUCUUUUCGUUAACUUGUUUUAUGUUCAUAUUUCUAGAAGUUGUAAUUGGCCUUAAGUUAUCUUUAAAAAGCAACGGCCCUGCAGUACGCGGCUCGAACGUGACUUUCACAGCUGUAGUUGGAGAUUACGCUGGUGAAAACCUUAGAUUCGCCUUCUGGGAUGAUGCUCAACCACAACACAGUGCUGAGUUUACAUUAUCAUCAAAUGUGUCCACAUGGACAGUGGAAUAUCCAAAGAAUCUAUAUGAGGCUCGGGAAUACACUGUGAAAGUUAAUCUGUUAAAAAACUUCAUUGGAUUCUGGUACCUUGACAAAACUGCAACCACAGUUUUUAAAUUAACAGAUUCACUUAACGGAAAUCUUGUUUUAAACCAAGAUAAUUUAGAUAGGCCAAACAAAUUUGUGGCUGUUAACAAAACCGUUCAUCAUUUUGUGAGACUGCCUGAGAAUGAGAUGGAAUUUCUCAAACAAAACGCAUCAACCGUUAUCACAUACUGGUUUAUAGAUUGCAUAUACAUUGAUCAAACCACAGAUAUGUCUUUGAAUUACACAUACACUGAUGUAAUGGGGGACCACUAUAUUGAUGCUUUAGUGGUUGCUAAUAACGAACCGUUGCCACCAAUCACAACAACAACAACGACUACCACUACAACAACUACUACUACGACUACAACGACUACAACAACCACUACCACUACUACAACUACAACACCAAAACCACCAAAUGUAACAGAGGCGUCAACUCCGGUAUCUACAAUAACACCAGCUGCAAAUACAACAGCUAGUAAUGAACACAAGAUAUCUAAGAGAGCAAUAAAUAAUAAAACAGUGAAAAAAGAAAAAGCAAUCAAAGAUUUUAUAUGCCAUAACUCCAGUAUUGUUCCUAUUGGCCCAACAUACACAUAUGGACAUUAUCAAGAAAGUAUAAGUAUUAGGGAAACAAUAUCUACAAUCAACAUAACAGGAUUGAACUGGCUACAGCAUGGAGACCUGUUAAAUUUACAAGUAAAAUACAGCGGUAGUCCUCCGUUUGAUUAUUGUGCAAUAUAUAAAUGGGGACAGUACAACGUAACAGGCAACGAGACAUGUGUAUCCAAGACCACAACUCUUUCCAACACAUUUCCUCUUGUGCACUACUUCUCGGACAGCGAUCAACAUACUGUGGUUGUUGUUAUUGAAAAUGAGAUUGGCAAAGCAGUGUCCCGAGCAACUAUUAACAUUUAUAAAGCGUCAGUCCAUGCGCAGCUGUCUGUGAUUGUGGUGCCUGUGGUGUUCUGUCUUGUAGCCGUUAUUCUGGUGGUGUUCGGUGUUGCCUACUAUCAGCACCGCUCAAGAUACACCGUAGAAGUGGCCGACUUCGACUUCGGUCAGCAAGGACAUUUCGACUACAAAUCCUUCACGGAGCGCCUUCGUGACAGUUUCCGGAACGCGUUCGACUUCCGGCGACGAGACGACACCGAUCCGCUCGCGUCCGACACACGAUACGACUCGAUGACGUAAGAACAUGGUGGGUUUGUCUAUUAUAU